UACAUUUUCUUUUUUUAAUUUUUCAUAUCGUUUAGUAUUACUAUUCACCUUUUUUGCAAAUUGUGUAAUCUAAGAAAGUUAUUCAUUUUUUCCUAAACAUGCCUAUUAUAAAAGCUUUAGCCUCCAAUGUGGCUGUUCGCCGCUGGGCAUAUAAUCUUUCUGGUUUCAAUAAAUUUGGAUUACAUCAUGAUGAUGUGUUACAAGAAAAUGACGAUGUUAAGGAAGCAUUAAGACGACUACCGGCAAACAAAGUAGAUGAAAGAUCAUUCAGAAUAAUGAGAGCAAUGCAGCUUUCUUUACAAAAAAUUGAACUACCUAAAGAACAAUGGACUAAGUUUGAAGAGGAUGACCGUUAUCUACAACCAUACCUUGAAGAAGUCAUAAAAGAAAGAGAGGAAAAAGAAUACUGGGAAAAAAAUUACUAUUAAAUUUUUAUGUUAUGUAAUAUUAAAAAAAAAAAAAAUCCCAUAGUCACAAUUAAAUUCUUGCAACAAAUUACUAUUAUUUUGAGAAUGUUUUAAAAAUUGUAUUAUUAAACGCAAUAUAAUCUUA
Melanaphis sacchari is the source of this 552-nucleotide messenger RNA. It is a transcript of the gene UQCR-14, whose product is annotated as cytochrome b-c1 complex subunit 7. NCBI's taxonomy places the organism in Eukaryota, Metazoa, Arthropoda, Insecta, Hemiptera, Aphididae. Gene Ontology annotation, biological process: mitochondrial electron transport, ubiquinol to cytochrome c. Bases 99 to 428 code for a protein of 109 amino acids. The transcript is spliced from 4 exons. The record is from RefSeq and is a predicted model, not a curated record.